CCUAGGACAAGGAGUCAUCUGACGAAGGCGCUCUGCACGGCGCUGGGAGGCAUGGUGAGUGCCUGGCUCUGCCUCGCCCUCCCGCGGACGCUGCCGUGUCUAUGGCGUCCGCCUCUUAGCGUCCGGAGAGAGCGAGAGAGACCUGCACAGAGACCGAGUCCCGACUCGAGAGGGAGCGUCGCGCCCCGUCGGGAGUCGAGGCUUUGUGAGCGACUUCGAGGGCAGCGAGAGCCGGGUGGGGUCGUGCCUGUAAGUCCGUGCCCGAGUCGCUGAGUCGUGCUCGAGUCUGAAGGAAGGUUGAAGUUAGAUUGAUAUCGCGAUGUCACGGAACACACGCCACCGGAAGCUCCGUGCGGGGCUCGGAAUGUGCUCUGCUCCGGCCGAGUGCGUGUCAGACCACGUGCUUACAGGUGUCAUGUGCCAGGGAGCGGGUCCGUCGGCGGGGAGCGUCGUCAGAAGUUCCUCUUCGCUCUCCGCCUCUCGCCGAAGGAACUUCCGAUCUCGCCGUCCUUCUACAGGUCCCGCUGAUCCCAAAGAGUCCCAGUUUCGAGCGGCCCUGCAAGCGGCACGGGAGGCGGCCCCAAUGCAGCCGUAGCGCGGGCGGCGGCCGGCGGGAGGAGGAGGAAGGGCGGCGCGACGGAGCGCUCGAGGUGAAGGAGGGUCAGAGUGCCACGCGCACACGUCCGAACUGCACCACCACA
This is a messenger RNA of Penaeus vannamei (Pacific white shrimp), 701 nucleotides long. The record is from RefSeq and is a predicted model, not a curated record. Lineage: Eukaryota; Metazoa; Arthropoda; Malacostraca; Decapoda; Penaeidae.